Molecule: messenger RNA, 3996 nt
Organism: Symbiodinium natans
Lineage: Eukaryota; Dinophyceae; Suessiales; Symbiodiniaceae
Source: the annotation of a GenBank genome assembly
AUGCCGUGGCCAGCAUGGCACCAGAGAGUUUCGCUACUCCUCAUCCUGAUACGGGAUGCUGCAGGGGCGGCGAGGCAAUGCCUACCAAAUCCUGUUGAAGAGCGCUUCAGGAAGAAUGUCACGGUGGAUGGCAUCUCCAGGCCUAUCGGCAUCUGGGUGAACGGCUGGGAUUCCGCCGAGGUGGUCAGCGAGCUCUAUGGCAUUCUGGUCAGCGAGCUGAUGGGAUACAACGUAGAGCUCAGCGAGGGCAGCAAUGGCCGAACGCAGGUGCAGCGUCUCGCCGGCUGUUAUGGUGCUCCAGAGGAUGGCUGCGGGCCUCCCAGGAAGUAUCACAUAGGGCUGGAGAGUUGGUUUGCGCAAACCGCAUACGGGCAGGAAUACCUGAAGGAACUGCGGGAGAACGCGCCAACGAUCGUCAACACCCUUCCCUACAUUGGCAACAGCGGCAUGUUCAUCCUGGACAGUCCUCGACGCCAAGCUCUGGAAGCAGAGGGCAUGGCAUUGGAGUACUACCGCUUCUACGAUGCAGAUUGGUACCGCCCGCAGAAAUACACCUCCCAGGUGUAUGAGAUCGACUUAGAUCGUCUCAAAACCUGCGGAGUCAGCAUCCUGAGUCUAUACCCCGACAUUGCAGAUAUAUAUCUUGCGGCGACGGGAGACCACGAUGGUGUCCUGGACGUGAACGGCACGAAGGAGUUGAAGUGCUACCUGGGCAAGUGGUUUGCGUCUCCAGCUUGCCGGGCGCAGCCUCAAAACUGCACGGCCUUGAUCACCGGCGGCGAUGGUUGGGGUACCCUUCACCUGACGCAGCAGAUCUCGUUUCACAACAUGCCUGUGGCAAUCGCGACAGCUGUCAGCCGUGACGAUUGGAGAAUCUUGAACCAGGAGUUCCCGAGUUUGGUCUACUGGUGGAAGCCCGACACCACCUUCGUCCUGCAGUCUCCGGCGUAUGUCAUUCUGCCGCUCCACAAUCAGUCCGAGUACGCGCGCUUGAACUACCGAUCGCAGCGAAAGCACACCUGGCUGGUGAAUUUGGCAGCCCCCGGUUUCGCAGAAGUCGCUCCGCUUCCCGUUUCACUGGUCCGGAAUAUGCAGAUCACGGAAGCUGACAUUUCCAAGCUCUUGGCACUGCACGUGCAACAAGACGGCACGCCGGAUGCGUGGACUAGUGCCUGCACCUGGCUACUGCAGGAGACCAAGUGGACAUCUUGGAUCCCGUCCGUCACAGAUUGCUUUCCCGGCAGCGGUUUGGUUGAUGCCGCUGGCAACUGGGUGGCGGACACGACGCUAGCAGUCGGAUGCCAGCCUUGCCCCACAGGCGCGUUCUCCAAGGGCUUGGCUGGCACGCGCACGCGUGCUUGCCAGCUUUGCCCAGCAGGGAGCAAUCAGCAUUUGGUGGGACAGUCUGCGUGCACGCCAUGUGCGCCCGGGUCCGUGGCUCCAGAGCCUGGCCUCACCGAAUGUGAGCUUUGUGGCCUGGGCAAGUAUGCGAAUGAGAGUGGGAUGACGGCCUGCCAUGCAUGUGGCGACCAGGAGCAAGCGUCCUUGUGGACCACAAGGCUGCAACUGGGGGCCUCCCGCUCGGUGCUGAAGGAUGGGGCGUCCUCAGCGGCAGAGUGCAGCUGCGCUGAUGGGGCUUUCCUCACGCAUGGGCGAUGUGCAGUCUGCACCAGCGGUGCUAUCUGCAAGGGCGGGGGAAACUUGACUUUGCAUCCAGGUUAUUUCUCUGCGGUCGAGGAGCCGAACUUCAUCUACCGCUGCUUCGGAAGUCUGGCGGCGGCCUGCCCGGGCGGGCAGCCGGGCAUUUGCGCCGAGGGAAGGGAUCCCAGCAGUGUGGCAUGCAGCCACUGCCUGCCGGGCUUCCGCUCAAAGGAUUCUACCUGCACUGCUUGCGGCGCCGGAGAUGCAGUCUUCGCAGUCUUCGUGUCCUUGUCCUUUGUCUGCCUCGUGGUCUUCAUGUACCUGAUCUGGGUGCGGCGGAGCCACAGGACGGGGUACUCGGGACACGUCUUGAUCACAGCUCUCGCCCUCGGGCAGAUGGUCACUGCCUUCCAGCAGCUGUUGGUCAUCCAGCAGUUUGAGAUUGUUUGGGCCGAGCCUUUCCGCGGUCUUAUGGAGGCGGUGGACUUCAUCAGCUUGAACUUGCAGAUUGUGUCGGUUGAGUGCUUCGCACCACAAGGGGAGCUCAUGCGGUAUGUGCUCCAGACACUGCUUGUUCCCGCGGUCGCAGUGGUGCUGGGCAUCGUCCAUGUCAUCUACAUCCUGUCGAUACGCUCUUCAAGCGCACACCCGGAACUGCUGGUGGGAGCUUUUGGCUCCAUCCUCUUGACGUUUUUCAUUACGCUUUGCUCUAACAUUCUGGCGCCCUUCCGAUGCCACCUGCAUCCGAACGGUAUGCAGACUGUGCAGGACUACCCCGGCGCCUUUUGUAGCGGGGAAGGCGCACACUCUUGGAUGGUGAUCGUUGGGCUUGCCACGUGCACCAUGCCCGUUGGAUUCUUCUCGGUGUGCUGUGUGGUCAUGAUGCAACUCCCCAAGCGCCUGAUGCUGGCAGACGUGAAGUUCAUACGCAACACAUCCUUCCUCCUGAUUCGUUAUCGCCCUGGUGCUGAACGAUUCGCAAUCCUGCACUUGGCGCGGAAUGCGCUGAUGGUCCUUUGUCCCUUGCUGAGUUCGCCCUCAGGACGAAUCCUCAGCAUGAAUGGGCUGGUAUUGCUCAGCCUGAUCGCAACUGCUGCCGUCAGACCUUGGCGCAUGCCUGAGUGCAACUACCUCGAGCUGUUGGUCCUCGCUGGGAUGCUGGUUAUCCUCGACGCAGGGUCCCUGUACAUGAAGGAGGUCGACAAUGAGGUGGUCACCGCGAUCUGCAUGACAUGUAUGUGGAUCAUGAGCCUGUCGGGUCUGGUCGGUUCACUUGCCUACGGAGUCGGCAAGCAUCUCCAGCUCAAGUACCACAAGCGCUUUCAGUUCUUCCUGUGCCAUCACAAGAAAUCUUCCGGCGCCUUCGCGCGGCUCUUGAAGAUGAACCUGGCUCAGAAAGACAUGGAGGGUGGCGACGUGUUCAUUGAUUGCGACGAUCUGACAGAUUUGACAAGGCUGUUCGGGUAUGUGGCGCACGAGACCAGCACCUUUGUCAUUCUGGGCAGCCCGCACGUGCUCACGCGCAAGUGGUGCAUCGGAGAGAUGGCAACUGCUCGGAUGCACGGCGUUGAGUCGGUGCUCUUGGCAUACCCGGGGUUCGUCAAGCCGAGCGAGCAGAUGAUUGCUAGCUACUUCGACUUGGUUUUGGACAUUUCCGAGCUGUCCAAUUACAACAUUGGCUUUGACGAUGUCCGGGAAACUUUGCGCUGGAUCAAUUCUGUCAUGUCCCUGGAACUGGACCCGGUGCUGAACACCGACACCGUCGCUCAUGUGGUCAGGAGGCUCCGCGGAACAGAUGCGUCCCGCUUGUCGUCCAUUGGCUCGGACAGAAACUAUGGCAAUGAAGAUUGCCACAUCGUAUCGGACAUAUCCAACCUGGAGUCCACGGCUGCUGCUUUUGUUCUCUUCGGAUAUGUCUCCAGGAAGUUGCUGAUGGACGACAGCCAUUUCACACUGUCUGUGCUGCUGCCGGGCAAACACGUCUCGCGCACGGCAAAGUGUGCCCUACUCCUGUGCACGGUCGACUGCUUCCGCUCGCUACAGUUCGCCGAGUGGCUGAUCGAGGUGCAAGAACUCUCCAACUGCACAGAGUUGCCAAUCGUGGCGGACGACUUCAUGCCACCUCCGCCGGCGUUUUGGGAGCAGAUCACGGUCGACCCCUCUUGGAGCAGGACCAUCCGUGUCCCGACCUACAUGAGAAUCCUCAAGGCUGUGUUCAAGGAGAUCCCCGUCACUUUCUCGGCCCAGAACUACUCUGCAGAUGCCUUUUGCACCGACAGUUGUGUUUGGAGAGAACGGCUUCAGAAAUUUGUUUCAGAUGGCCCUGCGGGGGCGGACCUCCUCACCCACCGGUAG